AUAUAUUAGGGUUUUAUGUGGGGACUUGUGUUCUUCUCACUGCUCUGCCUCUGCUGUGAGAGCUUCUCUGUCCUCACUUUCUUUCCUCUAUGCAUCACUCUGUGAUACUAGUACUUUUGUCUUCCGACAUUCUCUUGCCAGUUCCUGUUAGCAUUUUCUUGUCCGAAUUCGACACAAUCACCCACGCAAUGUGAGUGAUAGAAAUCAUACCCAUUUCAAGAAAAGCCAAAGUACUUCCUGGGUUACUGUAUUUUUUUUUUUUGGGUCUGAAACAGCUGUUUUGAGUUAAACCCUUUCUUUUAGAGAUGGAAUUCUCCAGUGGGUUUUCGUGGAAUCCUAUGUUUCAGGAGAUAAUAAGGCGCGGGUCGUCGUCUUCUACGUCCUCCUUGGUGUUGGAUGGUGAGAGGGGAGAGCUAGUGCAAGCCAUGGUGAGGCCAAGCCACAAGGGGGUCAAGGCUGAGAAAGCGUUAGAGGCUUUGAGGAACCACAGCGAGGCGGAGAGGCGGCGGAGAGAGAGGAUUAAUGGCCAUCUCACCACGCUUAGGAACCUCAUACCUGGCACAAAUAAGAUGGAGAAAGCAUCAUUACUUGCUGAAGUUGUCAACCAUCUAAAAGAACUGAGGAGAAAUGCGACAGAAGCUACUGAUGGUAUGCUAGUACCGACGGAUAUUGAUGAAGUAAAAGUUGAACAGCAGGAGGAUGGAUCAGAUGGAGCCUCUUGCGCAAUAAGGGCAUCUCUAUGUUGUGAUCAUAAAUAUGAGAUUUUGUCUGAUCUGAGGCAAGCUCUUGAUGCCCUCCAUCUGCAGACAGUGAGAGCUGAAAUCGCUACCUUUGGAGGCCGAAUGAUUUAUGUUUUUAUUAUAAGUUGUUGCAAAGAAAAGAAGAUGGAAGAUAUUGAAGAAUGCCGGCUUCUUGCGAGUUCUAUUCGCCACACCAUGAGGUCUGUGCUCGAUAAAUUUUAUGCUUCAGAGGAGAUUUCAUCGAGAAAUACACUUUCGAACAAGAGAAGAAGGGUUCCUUUCUUUGAAUCUUCAAUCUCAUCUUCAAUAGGAGAUCUCUGGUGAAAGAGACGAUUCGUUUGGUAGAUAGUUUCCAGAACAAAGGGGAUGGUUGCUGCUUAGAAAGAUAAAAGCAAAGAUUAGAAAACUUGGGUACACACAAGUGACAAAACCGUCCUUUGAAUGGAGGUUGGUUCCUGUAACCCUGUAGUCCAACUUGUAGCUUUUAUUCAUAUUAUUUGCUGCCACUUUUCAAAAUAAUAAGUUGAUAGGAGGCCGCAUUGACGCUGAAGUUUGUAAAGAUGACUGGUGCAAAGAUGUACCUACAAUAUCUCUCUCACACUAUGCACAGCAGACGACCUUUUAUUAAUCAAGUAAAUUAGUUUGACAAAUAUGGUGUUGAUCUGUAGGGGUAGUUUUAUCUGCACUUUGCAUGUACUCUGUAUCAAGGAAGAGGGGGAAAGCCAAAAACAAUUGACAGUAUAAGGCAAAAUGUUCCACUUGCCUCUUUUAUGAUUAAUUGUCUAAGUACGGUAUUGGUUUUCUGUACAGCCAUUUUGGCAAAGAAGACAGAUAUAGCUUUGCGACCUUCUUCUCUUACCUUCUCUCCCUCCUAAUGGAAUUGCCGGUCACGAAUUCUUGUAUUCCAUCCGUUGUUUGCACAGCCAUUAUCUACUCUCUUAUCCAUAUCUCUCCGGAGUCCCAUCCUUGCAGAAUAUUUUGAGUAAAAAUAAUUAAUUCACGGACAUGGUCAGAAGACCAUAAGUUGCUGUCACCAAAUUGGGAAACGCAAUUUAAAAGACUUGUGGGCACAUCUUUUACACACAUCUUGCACAGACAAUUUUUGUGGGGCCCACCUCGGGUCCACAAGAAUGAUCUGAACUGUUCUUUUUUCUUAAAAUACUUAUUCCAGGGUUCCUAUGAAAAAUUAGCUCGAUCAGGUACAUGUUUUCUCAGAAUUCAUACGGCAAAACUGAGUCAUUAUUACCUAUCAAUUUAACAUCUUGUUUCUUAUGUCUGAAAAUUGCUGUUAGAAGUAGUUAGAGGAACUCAAAACAUGGCAACACCAAUUGGAUAGGUUACAAAUUCUUUUACCUAGUCAACUGUCAUCGCAGGAAACAAGUGGUCUAGAGUGCAAUUCAAAACAUGGCUUCCGCAGAUGAUAAAAAAUAUAAAUCAGCUCAAAUAGGAGUUCUAUUAUUCUAUAUAUGAAUCUACCUCUUCUAGAUUGAAACUUUGAAACCUUGAGAAAUACUGGCAAGGGAAGUUGAGGGGCCACCAUGUGAUCCUCUUGGUAGUGUUAAUUACUAGCAGAACAAUGGGUAACAGAAGCAGAAAGAAAUUCACCUAUGAAAUAUGAAAUGGAUAUGAUUCAUGCUAAUCCUUCUGGACUUCUUGUUGCGUGUGGUCAUGAUUUUUCCUUGCAACAUUACUAGUCUCCUAUGCAUGAACUCGAACAUGUGGAACUCAGUCUGCUUUAAAGUGUUAUACCUGAAGUUGCUUCUGUAAUUCUCCACUAUCUUACUGCACGUGCAUCAAGUUUGUGUAAGUUCCCAGUUACUCUCUGCUUUUAUUAGAUUUCAUCUGUAUUCAUAUAUAAACUGCUGGAUGUUGGAACAUGUCGAGCUCGUGAAAAUGGAUUCUUCUCAUAUAUUGAAGUUUCAUUGAAAUAUCUUAGACUUGUACAUGAAUUUGAAGUUUCUAUCCGAAUUGACUUGUAUGCACAUUCUGUGGGGAAGAAAAGAGGGUUGAAACAUGAAACCAAAAGAAAGAGGAUUGAAACAUCGGUGGUAAAUUAUCUUGUUUUACAGAGCGGUCUGGUAUGUCAACAUUCUCUUGUCUAUGCGGUGCAGCUUAAGAAUGUUAAGAACAUCACUUAGUAUGGAUGCUUGAAGCAACACGCAAAAUAUAUCCUCGAGAUAGUAAGAAUUUACCAUAAAGUUCUAAUGCAAAUCGGGCAGGCAAAGGUUUGCAACUCUGUUGUGGUGUUAGUGAUUGCAAAACUUCAAAAGAGUAAAACAAAAUCUUGUUGAAAACUUGGUUAACCCCAAACAAAGAACUAGUAGUCAUAAUGAAAACAAACAAACAAACAAAUCCUCCUACUUCUGAAAUAAACUCAUUCUAGCCAGAAGGUCCUGUUAUCUUCUUGUAAACUCCUACAAUAGAUCCAUACCCAGUAAUUAGAUGCCAUGUUGAAGCUGCUCUCUUAUGUCUGAAAAUUGCUAUGAAAAGUACUGAGAAUUUUUUUUGAAAAAUGGCAACACAAAUCGGAUAUGUUAGAAAUUCUGUUACCUAGUUAACUGUAAUCUCAAGAACAGCUGUUGUCUAUAUUUGACCUUUCAGGCUUAUACAGAUUAUAUAAAUCAGCUCAAAUAGCAGUCCCUCAUAUGAAUCUCUCUCUGCUAGAUUGAAACUUGGAGUCUUGGAAACCUUGAGAAAUAAUGCAAUGUGGACGUUGAGAGGCCACCUUGUGAUUCUCUAACUAGUGUUUGUUAGUAGCAGAACAAUGAUUAACUAAACUAGGAGAGAAAUCCAGGUGUGAAGUACAAAAAGGAUACGAUUCAUGCUAAUCCUCCUGAACUGUGUCACUUGUUAUCAGGAUUUUUCCUUUCUUUUUUUUUUUUGAUCGGCCUUGAUUUUUCCUUUCUUGCAACAUUGCCAGUUUUCCUAUGCAUGAACUCAAAAAAUUGGAACCCUGUUCUCCUUUAGAAUGUAAUAUUUCUGAAGUUGUUUACUUCGAUUCUUAACUUUCUUAUUGUAUAUGCUGUAUGCAUCAUCAAGUUUGCUAGUUAAUCUUCCCGGUUACUUUCUCUUCUUAGAAACGCCUGCUUUUAUUAGAUAUCAUCUGUAUGUCAAAUAUAAACUGCUGGAUGUUGAAACACGUAAAGAACUAGUGAAAAUGGAUUCUUCUUAUAUGUCGAAGGUUCUUUGAAACAUCUUAGACUUGUAGAUGAGUUUGAAGUUUCCAUUUUAGUAGAAUUGUUCCAUUUUAGUAGAAUUGUAUGCACAUUCUGCGGGGGAGAAAAGAGAAUUGAACAUGCAACCAAAAGAAAGAGAAUUAAAACAUUUAGGUUUAAUAAUCUUGUUUCACUGAUAGCUGUCUGGUACGAUGACAAUUUUUGUUGUCCAUGCGAUACCAAGUAUAGAUGCUUGAAGCAACUCUUAAAAGAAAAUCCCAACAUUAUUAGAAUUUACCAUAGAGGAAAAAUUUCCAACUCUGAAGUUAGAUUAGUCAUUGCAAUACUAAAUAUAAGAAAGUUAAACAGAAUCAGGUUGAAAAGGUGUUUAAUAUCCUAACAAAGAACUAAUAAUGAUAACCGAAGAGAAGAAGAAACACGUCUUCCUCUCUAAACUACACUUAUUCUUACCUGAAGAUCCUGCUAACUUCUCAUUCUGGAAGAUCUGUACCACAGAAUUAAGAAACAAAGUAUUCUGUACCCCAAAAUGAAGGUCAACAUCACUGUUAAAUUGCUCCACUUUUGUGUCUCAUUCAAACCUUGUUGCAUCAAGAAGCCAUUGCCAUCCAAUAAGCAAUCUCCUCCCACACUCUCCAAGCAUCUCCCUUUCCCUUUCUCUCCACCAUACUCAUUUAUGAUAAAACACUCAAACGGGUACCUGAACAAACUCAAGUAAUACACAAAAAUCCAGCACCUCGAAAUGUCAUCCUUCGAUAUGAAAUACCCAGAAAAGAGGAAAAAAGACCCCAUAGUGCCUGCAAUCAAAGGAGCCCCCAUGAUGAAAUUUGGCACCAGUGCACCAAAACAUGUGACAAAGGAGUUUGACAUCAAAACAACUAGCCAAACCACCAGAGAGAAAUAUAGGAAACCGUUGAAAUCUCUCCUCAAUCCGACUAGCCAAUAAACCGGGAUUGUAUAGAGAAGAGCCACAAUUAGAAGGAAAGGAAGAAACACGGUAGUGGUUGCGAUAACAUAAGAAGAAACUCUAUAGGCUCCUCUGGAGGUUUCCCUCAUUAGAAUUCUCCUCUCUUCUAGAAAGAUAGGAAGUGCUUCUGUUGUGGGAGACAACAAGAAGG
Messenger RNA from Rhododendron vialii, 5031 nucleotides. Its product is annotated as transcription factor AIG1-like. Gene Ontology annotation, molecular function: protein dimerization activity; DNA-binding transcription factor activity. NCBI's taxonomy places the organism in Eukaryota, Viridiplantae, Streptophyta, Magnoliopsida, Ericales, Ericaceae. Gene Ontology annotation, biological process: regulation of DNA-templated transcription. The record is from RefSeq and is a predicted model, not a curated record. The transcript is spliced from 3 exons. Bases 306 to 1064 code for a protein of 252 amino acids.